AUGUCUGAAAAAUUUCCAGAAAUUGAUGCGCCUCAAUCAAACGGUGACGACUUAGAACAUUCUGAUUUCCUUUCUCGUGAAAAAGAGUUACUUGGUGACGAAUUCAAAACAGAUCAAGAUAAAGUUUUGGACGAAGAUAGCGAUGAUGAUAUAAAUGAGUUCAAGGAGCAAUUCCCAGAAGUUGAAGGAAGUGAAAGCGUCCAACAAGAAUUCAAAUCCAGCGAGGAUGCCGAUGAUGAAGAUGCCGAUGUUGCGCUUGCUGAUUAUGGUGCUACAGAAACUGUCAAAGAUUUAUCCCAAUCGGCGUCCAUAAAAGAAUGGAAACAACGCAGGGAUUUGGAAAUUGAGGAAAGAGAAAAUGUCAAUGCACAGAAAAAGAAGGACAUCCUUUCGAAAGCACAACAGACGAUUGAUGACUUUUACGAAAACUACAACCAGAAAAAGGACAAGCAUAUCGCUGAAGUUGAAAAAGAACAAGACGAAUUCCUCAAAAAGAGAGACGAGUUUUUAAAACAUGGAACUUUGUGGGAUAGAGUCAAUGAAUUGAUUGAUGCAGUUGGCGGACCUGCUGUUGAUUCAGAGGGUAAUGAUAAGACAAGAUUUAGAAACUUUUUGAAAAAUUUGAAAGGCAAAGAAAAAGUACCGGGAGCAGGUGGAUACCAAGAAUAG
Lodderomyces orthopsilosis Co 90-125 is the source of this 669-nucleotide messenger RNA. RefSeq names its product Clc1p (gene CLC1). Gene Ontology annotation, cellular component: clathrin coat of trans-Golgi network vesicle; plasma membrane; clathrin coat of coated pit. The transcript has a single exon. NCBI's taxonomy places the organism in Eukaryota, Fungi, Ascomycota, Pichiomycetes, Serinales, Debaryomycetaceae. The coding region runs from base 1 to 669 and encodes 222 amino acids. Gene Ontology annotation, biological process: clathrin-dependent endocytosis; clathrin coat assembly; intracellular protein transport. Gene Ontology annotation, molecular function: structural molecule activity; clathrin heavy chain binding. The record is from RefSeq and is a predicted model, not a curated record.